UGUAACAUUUUGUUGUAUACAGAUAAACCAUGAAGACUGUCUGUCUAGUUUUGAUUCUGUUGCUGGGAAUCUGUACCUUAACCAACGGCCAGAAUAAGGUUAAAGGUGCAAGGAUUGCAUACAACUCAUGCACGUACGAAGGAAAGACCUACAAAGAUCGCCAGUUUGUGAAGGCCCUCGCUAAAAACGACUGUGAGGAUUGUUCCUGUUUUCAAGACGAGUACAUCCAAUGCUAUCCCAACGGAGUUACUGGAUGUUAACCACACGGAAGAUUACCUUUUUUAUGUGUAUACACAAGUGUUGAACUUAUAAAUAAACAACACGUAAAUCAAAA
Physella acuta is the source of this 334-nucleotide messenger RNA. RefSeq lists its product as uncharacterized. NCBI's taxonomy places the organism in Eukaryota, Metazoa, Mollusca, Gastropoda, Physidae. The record is from RefSeq and is a predicted model, not a curated record.